Pyrus x bretschneideri (Chinese white pear) is the source of this 4893-nucleotide messenger RNA. RefSeq names its product pleiotropic drug resistance protein 1. Gene Ontology annotation, cellular component: membrane. The transcript is spliced from 24 exons. The record is from RefSeq and is a predicted model, not a curated record. Lineage: Eukaryota; Viridiplantae; Streptophyta; Magnoliopsida; Rosales; Rosaceae. Bases 531 to 4766 code for a protein of 1411 amino acids. Gene Ontology annotation, molecular function: ATP binding; ABC-type transporter activity; ATP hydrolysis activity.
CCGUUCAUAUCAAGAUUUGCCAAUUUGAUAUACAUGAUUCGCUUGUUCUUAAAUUAUUGGAUUGCCGUUAAUUGAUGUGAAUCUCACAUAAUAAAUCUUAUAUCGAUGGUAUUUUGUUGUCACUGACUCAACUGAUGCAUGCAUAAUCAUGCACUUGCGAAAGCAUGAAUCACGUCUAGGGCUCUAAAUUCAACCCUCCAAUAAUCACACACUUCGGACAAGACAACCCAAAAACUGGAAUUUUCCUGCAGCAGCGCUUUACUCAACAAUCACGUUUCCUCUCUCAUUUUUCUUAAUCAACUUUUGACAGAUGGAAUCAAACUCCACCACACACACUUCAAGGAAUGCUUUGUUAUCAUUUGUUGUCUGCAGAUGAUUUAACCAAUGUCCAAGAUUUCAUAAUUCUUCUUUAUAUAAGCUGCUUCAGUUCAACUAUCCAUGUGGGGAAGUUGGAGUUAAAAGCGCAUCAAUGGUGAUAUAUGAGUUGUGAUCCUUGUACAAGUCAUUUUGACAUCAGGUAGAACAACAUCAUGGAAGUUUUUUCGAGGUCUUCGCGAGCUGAAGACGAUGAAGAAGCUCUGAAAUGGGCUGCGCUUGAAAGGCUGCCUACUUGUUUACGUGUUGGAAGAGGCUUAUUCAUUGAUGGUGAGGGACAAGCUAGAGAGGUUGAUGUGGAGAAUCUUGGCUUGUUGGAGAGAAAGACUUUGUUGGAAAGGCUGGUGAGCAAUGCAGAGAAAGAUAAUGAGAAGUUCUUGUUGAAGCUCAAGAACCGCAUUGAUCGAGUUGGUCUUAAUGUGCCAACAAUUGAAGUCCGGUUCGAGCAUCUGACUGUGGAGGCAAAAGUUUAUAUUGGCAGCAGAGCACUGCCUACGUUACUCAACUUUUCAAUCAACAUGUUGCAGGGAAUGCUACAUGAUCUUCGAAUUUUUCCGAGUAGAAAGAUGCCUCUAAAAAUCCUUCAAAACAUUAGUGGAAUCAUCAAGCCUCAAAGAAUGACUUUACUCUUAGGUCCCCCAAGCUCUGGAAAAACCACGUUACUAUUGGCGUUGGCCGGAAGACUUGGUAGAGAUUUAAAUUCUUCCGGGCGGAUUACAUAUAACGGACAUGGGAUGGAAGAAUUUGUACCUCAGAGAACAUCGGCUUAUGUAAGUCAAAACGAUCUCCAUAUAGGAGAGCUGACAGUGAAAGAGACAUUUGCUUUCUCGGCUAGAUGUCAAGGAGUUGGAUCAAAUUGCGACAUGUUGGUGGAACUGUGUAGAAGAGAGAAGGAGCAAAAUAUCAAGCCUGAUCCUGACAUUGACAUAUACCUGAAGGCAGCGGCUCUAGAAGGGCAGGAGACUAAUGUAGUUACUGAUUACAUUCUCAAGAUUCUCGGACUUGAAGUCUGUGCCAAUACUAUGGUGGGAGAUGAUAUGGUAAGAGGCAUCUCUGGUGGAGAAAGAAAGCGAGUCACCAUAGGGGAGAUGCUUGUUGGACCGGUAAAAGCUCUCUUCAUGGAUGAGAUUUCAACCGGCUUGGACAGUUCGACAACUUUCCAAAUAGUAAAUUCAAUCAGGCAAUCCAUCCACAUUCUAAGUGGAACUGCAGUGGUCUCCCUCCUCCAGCCAGCCCCUGAAACUUAUAACCUCUUUGAUGACAUAAUUCUUCUAUCAGAUGGACAAAUCGUGUAUCAGGGUCCGCGUGAAAAUGUGCUCGAGUUUUUUGAAUCCAUGGGCUUCAUAUGUCCGGAGAGAAAAGGAGUUGCUGACUUCUUGCAAGAGGUGACAUCAAAGAAGGAUCAAGAGCAGUACUGGGCACGUCGAGACAAGCCUUACAGAUUUGUUACUGUCAAUGAGUUUGUCGAAGCUUUCCAGUCAUUUCCAAUUGGUCAGAAACUCGGCGACGAGCUUGCUACUCCCUUCGACAAGUCCAGAAGUCAUCGUGCUGCUUUAUCAUCUAAAAGGUAUGGCGUUAACAAGAAGGAGUUGUUCCGAGCAUGCGUUUCAAGAGAGUUCUUGCUCAUGAAGAGGAACUCAUUUGCCUACGUUUUCAAACUUGCCCUACUUAGUAUCUUAGCUUCUAUAACAUCAUCGAUAUUUCUACGAAUCAAGAUGCAUAAGGACUCAGUGGUGGAUGGUGGAGUUUACAUGGGAGCUUUGUUCUUCGCAGUCAUUGUAGCGAUGUUUAACGGAAUAUCAGAACUCAACAUGGCAAUUAUGAAACUUCCUGUCUUUUACAAGCAGAGAGACCUUCUCUUCUUUCCUUCCUGGGCUUACUCACUUCCUGCAUGGAUCCUCAAGAUCCCAAUCAGUUUGGGCGAAAGUGCCAUUUGGGUUGUCAUUACUUAUUAUGCGAUAGGAUUUGAUCCAUAUGUUGAAAGGUUCUUCAAGCAGUACAUUGUACUCUUGUGCAUAAACCAGAUGGCGUCUGGGCUGUUCAGGUUGAUAGCAGCCUUAGGAAGGGAUGUAACAGUUGCAAGCACAACAGGAUCCUUUGCACUGCUUAUAAUUAUGGUUUUGGGCGGAUUCGUCUUAUCUCGAGAUGCUGUUCCAAAAUGGUGGCUGUGGGGUUACUGGGUCUCGCCAUUGAUGUAUGGACAAAAUGCUAUUACUGUGAAUGAAUUUCUUGGAAAGAGUUGGAGACAAGUUCCACCGAAUUCUACAGAAUCCUUGGGAGUUCUGAUCCUGAAGUCUCAUGGAAUUUUCCCAGAAGCAAAAUUGUUUUGGAUUGGAGUAGCAGCAUUGAUUGGAUAUAUUUUUCUAUUCAAUCUCCUCCUUACUUUGGCUCUGCAGUAUCUUGAUCCACUCGGGAAGCCUCAGACAAUACUAACCAAAGAAAGCAUGGCUGAGAGAAAUUUUAGCAGAAAUGGAGAGUUCAUUGAGCUAAUACCAAGGGGAAAUAUCUCUUCUGAAUCCGAAAGGGUGGGAAGAACUGAUGAAGCUAAUGGAAAAAGGAAGCGAGGGAUGGUUCUUCCUUUUCAACCCCUUUCCCUCACUUUCAAUGAGAUCAGAUAUGCCAUAGAUAUGCCACAAGAAAUGAAAGCGGAGGGUGUUCAGGAGGAUCAGCUUGAACUUCUGAAGGGUGUAAGUGGUGCUUUUAGGCCAGGAGUCUUAACAGCUUUAAUGGGAGUCAGUGGUGCUGGCAAGACCACUCUAAUGGAUGUGUUGGCUGGAAGGAAAACUGGUGGACAUAUCAAGGGAAACAUCACGAUCUCUGGCUAUCCUAAAAGGCAACAAACAUUCGCUCGCAUAUCUGGAUACUGUGAGCAAACUGAUAUCCACUCCCCCCAUGUGACAGUCUAUGAAUCUCUACUUUUUUCUGCGUGGCUCCGGCUACUACCUGAGGUUGAUUCUGCAACAAGAGAGAUGUUUAUCGAGGAAGUCAUGGAACUUGUGGAGCUGACUUCAUUCAGGGGAGCUCUUGUGGGAUUACCUGGUGUAACCGGUCUUUCAACUGAGCAGCGCAAAAGGCUAACAAUCGCGGUUGAGCUCGUUGCAAAUCCAUCGAUAAUCUUCAUGGACGAACCAACAUCUGGCCUCGAUGCUAGGGCAGCAGCGAUUGUGAUGAGAACAGUGAGGAACACAGUGGACACCGGAAGAACCGUGGUUUGUACCAUCCACCAGCCAAGCAUAGAUAUAUUCGAUGCUUUCGAUGAGCUUCUUCUUCUGAAAUUGGGAGGUGAGCAAAUAUAUGCCGGUCCAUUAGGCUCCCAUUGCUCCAUUCUGAUCAAUUAUUUUGAGGGAAUCAAUGGAGUUCCAAAGAUUAAAGAUGGAUAUAACCCGGCAACCUGGAUGCUGGAGGUUACUUCAGCCGCACAAGAGGCAGCUCUUGGUGUUAACUUCACAGAUGCGUACAAUAACUCGGAAAUAUAUAAGAGAACCAAAGCAAUGAUUGAGGAAUUAAACACACCUCCCUUGGGUUCUCAAGAUCUAUACUUCCCUACUCGCUACUCACGAUCUUUUCUCACCCAAUGUAUGGCUUGCCUGUGGAAACAGCACUGGUCAUAUUGGCGAAACCCAUCAUAUAGUGCAGUAAGGCUGUUGUUCACAACGUUCAUUGCUUUAUUAUUCGGUUUGAUAUUCUGGAACCUUGGAUCAAAAAGGAGUAAGCAGCAAGAUCUCUUUAAUGCAAUGGGUUCCAUGUACGCUGCUGUUAUCUUUAUCGGGGUACAAAAUGGUGCCUCAGUGCAGCCGGUUGUGGCUGUUGAGAGAACGGUCUUUUACAGAGAAAGAGCAGCUGGAAUGUAUUCCGCUUUGCCAUACGCAUUUGGGCAGAUGAUGAUUGAGGUUCCCUACAUCUUCAUUCAGACCGUUAUUUACGGAGCUAUAGUAUACGCCAUGAUGGGAUUCGAUUGGAUAGCGGCCAAGUUCUUAUGGUAUCUUUUCUUCAUGUUCUUCACCUUGCUGUACUUCACAUUCUAUGGCAUGAUGACCAUGGCUCUCACUCCCAACCACAACAUUGCUGCCAUAACUUCAUCUACCUUCUACGCAAUCUGGAACCUCUUCUCGGGAUUUGUUGUUCCCCCAACGAGGAUUCCGAUAUGGUGGAAAUGGUACUAUUGGGUCUGCCCUGUUGCCUGGACCUUGUAUGGAAUGGUUGCUUCGCAAUUUGGAGACGUAAAGGAGAAACUGGAGUCAGGAGAAUCGGUAGAGCAUUUUUUGAGAAGUUACUUCGGAUACAAGCAUGAGUUUCUGGGCAUCGUAGCAGUUGUGAUUGUUGGGUUUUCAUUGCUGUUUGGCUUCAUCUUUGCCUAUGCAAUUAGAGCAUUUAAUUUCCAAAAAAGAUGAGAGAUGUUACACAAAGAAAUAUCUAUGACUCUAAUUAGUUUGUAGGAAGCAGAUAGCAUUUGUCACUUCGAUUGUACCAUUCAUCCAUCACUGUUAUAUAUUGUAAUAUUAUUGGGAUUUUUUUUUA